AUGGAACACCAGGGCAUCAUAGAACGCGUCACGACCGCUCCCGACUGGAUAAGUGGGAUGUCAGCAGUCGCUAAAGGCCGAAACGACUUCCGCUUGGUCGUUAACAUGCGGGCUCCCAAUCGUGCAAUCAAGCGUGAGUACUAUCGCAUGCCGCUUUUGGACGAUAUGAAGAUCAAACUUCAUGGCUCCAAGUACUUUUCAAAGCUCGAUAUUUCAAAUGCUUUUUACCAUCUAGAGCUACACGAAAAUUCUAGGGAUUUAACAACAUUCCUAACGGAAACCGGAAUGUUCCGUUUCACGCGCCUCAUGUUUGGGGUCAAUUGCGCUCCUGAAAUUUUUCAGCGCGAAAUGUCCCGGAUCCUCGAGGAAGUUGAAAACAAAAUUGUAUUUAUUGACGACAUUCUUGCUUUCUCGGACAGCCUAGAAGAGCUGCACAAAACAGUCGCUCUUAUUCUUAGAAUCCUGCGAUCAAACAACCUCACUAUCAACGCUUCCAAAUGUGAGUACGACAAGACUCGAAUAAAGUUCCUGGGCCAUGAACUGGACGAGCAUGGAUUUCAUAUCGACGAAGCCAAAGUGGCAGCCAUCCGCAAGUUCAGGAAACCAUCCACUGUUUCGGAGCUUCGAAGUUUUCUCGGUCUUGCUUCUUAUGUCAGCCCGUACAUUCGUAACUUCGCUGACACCGCGAGCCCUUUGUGGGCAAUCAUUAGCUCUCCUUCGUGGAUAUGGGGCGACGCCCAAACAAAAGCAUUCGAAUUGUUAAAGGACCAGAUUUCAAACUGUACAGUUUCACUCGGUUACUUUUCCGAAAAAGCGAAAACAAUCCUGUACACCGACGCUUCCCCGAGCGCCCUUGGAGCGGUCCUAGUACAGGAAGAUGCGAUACAACAACCCCCACGAGUCAUUUACUUCGCAUCCAAGGCACUCACCGAUACCGAGAAACGAUAUCCCCAAAAUCAGCGAGAAGCUCUGGGAGCAGUGUGGGCGGUUGAGCAUUUCGCAUAUUUUUUACUAGGACGACAAUUUACUCUCCGCACUGACGCACAGGGGUUCACAUUCAUGUUGAACAGAUCCCGCGAAGCUUCCAAACGGGCCCUUACACGUGCAGACGGUUGGGCACUCAGGCUUAGUCCUUACAAUUUUAACGUAGAAUACGUUCGAGGCCAGGAUAACAUCGCGGACCCGUCAUCUCGGUUAUACGAAGGUCAGGAUGAACCUUUUGAAGAAAACACUAGCCCUUGGGAGAUUGCCACCCUAGAAGCAAAUUCUAUAAAAUUCAUUACCGAAGACGAGAUAAGGAAAGCCACUGCGUCUGAUAAGCUCCUCGUCGAGGUGAUGGACGCACUCGAGACAGGAAUUUGGCCAAAGCACCUAAAAAAAUACGAAGUUUUAGGCAGUGAAUUAUCAGCUUUAGAUGGAAUACUGACAAAAACAGGUUGUGCCGUGAUCCCGGACUCACUGAGGAAAGCUACGCUAGAAGUAGCUCAUGAAGGCCAUCCCUCCUUAGCCAAAUUUAAAAGCAUCUUGAGACAACGAGUAUGGUGGCCAGGCAUGCCAAAAGACGCGGAGUCUUGGACAGACUCAUGUCGAAUUUGUGCGACCAACGGAAAGCCCGAAAAGACCACCCCGAUGCAGCGAACAUUUUCGCCAGACGCUGUAUGGGAAACGCUAGCUUUAGAUUUUAACGGCCCUUACCAAAAAUUCGGAGGGAUCUCUAUUCUCGUCAUUAUCGAUUACCGCUCAAGGUAUAUUUUUGCAAAACCCGUGAAGUCCACCAGCUUCCUAAAUACGCGUAAAGUUUUGGAUGAUGUUUUCGAGAAAGAGGGUUUCCCCAAAAACAUCAAAUCCGAUAAUGGGCCCCCGUUCAACAGCGAUGAUUAUCAACAAUAUUGCAAGGAGCGUGGGAUUAACGUUUUAUAUUCGACACCAUUAUACCCUCAGCAAAACGGUCUAGCCGAAAGUUGCAUGAAGCUGGUGAACAAAGCAAUGGCAGCAGCUCAUGCAAAUGGAAGCAAUUAUGUUGACGAAUUAAACGCUGCCGUGAAAGCCUACAAUGCAGCCUUUCAUUCCGUCACAAAAGUGCCACCGGAAGAGGUCAUGACGGGAAGGAAAAUAAAACGAAACCUCCCACUGCUUCGUCGCGGGAGAGCGAUAAUAGACGAUGAACUGUUGAACGCGAGAGACCGCGAAUCAAAGAUUAAAUCUAAAGAACGCGAAGAUUUAAAACGCGGGGCACGUACAUGUCGUGUUCAGCCCGGAGACAUGGUAAUAGUUGAACGGAAUAUAAGAAUGAAAGGCGACUCACGGUUUGAUCCUCGGAAAUUCACUGUUGUAAAAGAGAACAACGGUAAUCUCUUGUUGAACGAUGAACAUGGGCAGCUUUUGAAACGGCACGUUUCUCAGACCAAAAAAGUCCACAAUUGGAGGGAAAGUCUUGAACCAGCCGGUAGCAUCAAACGCCAGCACAACACCAAAGCAGAGCAGCUUCAAACAUCAGGACCAAUCUCACCAACCGAUAUCGUUCGCCGAUCAACACGAGUGAAACAUUCUCCGGUUUUCCUUAAGGGGGGGCAAAGUAUGACUUUGAAGUUUACCUGCCUCAACACCAACAAAUCCACCCCCGAAGAAGUCAUAGGGGUCAAGUGUUAA
Molecule: messenger RNA, 2649 nt
Organism: Uranotaenia lowii
Lineage: Eukaryota; Metazoa; Arthropoda; Insecta; Diptera; Culicidae
Exons: 3
Coding region: 1-2649 (882 amino acids)
Biological process (GO): DNA integration
Molecular function (GO): nucleic acid binding
Source: RefSeq, a predicted model, not a curated record